AUCACAGACCUAUAUUAAUUUUUUCGGAGAAAAAAACUCUCUUCUUAUUCAUUUCUCCGUUUUCCACUUUCCCGGCAAUACGAACGCACCGAAUAAAACCCUAAUCGCGGUUGUUGCGAUAGCAAGACCAAAGCCCUAGCGCAGCGUCUCUCUCAGAUUUACAUCAGAAUUAUCCAUUUUUACAAACGAUAUCAGCGUUCAUUUGCUCUCCUACAACUUCUUUCUUUAAAAACUUGAUUUUUCUCGUCAAUGGCGGAGGCUCGGAACGGCGAUCGGAGCGAGGAAACUGAUUACACCUCGGAGGACGAAGGGACCGAGGAUUACAGGCGAGGAGGGUAUCACGCGGUCCGUGUUGGGGAUACUUUUAAGAAUGGAUGCUAUGUUGUUCAAAGCAAGCUCGGUUGGGGUCAUUUUUCCACUGUGUGGUUAGCUUGGGACACUCAUAAAUCGCGUUAUGUAGCUUUGAAAGUUCAAAAGAGCGCUCAGCAUUAUACUGAAGCUGCGUUGGAUGAGAUUAAGAUUCUUAAGCAGAUAGCAGAGGGAGAUAUAGAAGACAAGAAGUGUGUGGUGAAGCUUUUGGAUCAUUUUAAGCAUUCUGGCCCAAACGGGCAGCAUGUUUGUAUGGUUUUUGAGUACCUUGGGGACAACUUAUUGACUCUUAUUAAGUAUGCUGAUUACAGAGGGAUUCCUCUACACAUGGUGAAGGAAAUUUGUUUUCAUAUUUUAGUGGGCUUAGAUUACUUGCACAGCAAACUUUCAAUUAUACAUACAGAUUUAAAGCCAGAGAAUGUAUUGCUUCCUUCUAUGAUUGAUCCAUCUAAAGAUCCUAGAAAAUCAGGAAAUCCUCUCAUCCUUCCAAACAGUAAGAAUAAAACUUCAACUAGUUCUGAUGCUUCAAAUGAUGUUAAGAGCUACAAUGGGGAUCUUACCAAGAACCAGAAAAAGAAGAUAAGGAAACGAGCUAAGAAGGCAGCCCAGGGGCGUUUGGAGAAGGAAACUGUUGAAGAAGAUAUAGAUGAAGAAGACUCUACAAGAGCUGGCACAGAAGAUUUUGAUAAUGUGGCUAAAUUAAAUGGGGGUACAACCAAAACACGUAAAGAUAGUCCUGUGAAUGAUGCUGAUGAUUUAAAGGAUGCUAGCCAAGGGAAGAAAAGCCAGAGGAGAAUGUGCCGAGAAACAAGGCGGAGACUGCUGGCAGCUGCUGAUCUUAGGUGCAAGCUGGUUGAUUUUGGGAAUGCAUGUUGGACAUACAAGCAAUUCACUAAUGAUAUUCAGACACGGCAAUAUAGGUGUCCUGAGGUUAUUCUUGGAUCCAAAUAUUCGACUCCAGCAGAUAUGUGGUCAUUUGCGUGCAUUUGUUUUGAGUUGGCCACUGGUGAUGUUCUUUUUGAUCCACACAGUGGUGACAACUAUGAAAGGGAUGAGGACCAUUUAGCAUUGAUGAUGGAGCUUCUUGGAGUGAUGCCUCGCAAGAUUGCAUUAGGUGGUCGCUAUUCAAGGGACUACUUCAACAGAUAUGGAGAGUUGAGGCAUAUUCGUCAGUUGCGGUUUUGGCCUCUUAACAAGGUGUUGAUUGAGAAGUAUGAUUUCAGCGAGCAAGAUGCUAAUGACAUGGCUGACUUUCUUACUCCUUUAUUGGAUUUUGCACCUGAAAAGAGACCAACAGCUGUACAAUGUCUUGGCCAUCCGUGGUUGAGCUCUGUCCCAAGAAUUCUUGAAUCUUCUGUAUCAAGCCAUCAAAAUCAGCCCAUAGAUCAAAACACUUCUACAAAAAUAAGCGAGAAGAAUGAGAGAGAAGCCAUGGAGAUCGGAAUUGGAAACAUAGUUAUUGAUGGAACUUCAAAAUCAACGUCAUCGAAACAGACAUGACUAGAGAUGUAAUGUAUGACGUUUCAGGUUAUUUGUCUCGUGCAAUGUAAUUCUGGUUUGCAGGUCAGGUUUCUGUUGGAGUUGGAAGCAUUCAUGAUCCACAUUGAUUCAGCAUUGUCCUACAUGCUAAAGAAAUGGUAUUUUUGCUUUGAGAGAGUAGACCAGCUUUCGUAGGCCCUUCUCGAGUGAUUUCGAACAACUGAAUGUUUUGAGCAUUUGUUGGUUUGACAGAGGGUGCCUUCGAGUAUGCCUUUGCUUAUCUUUUGCAACUCCCAUCUCAGUGUUUCUAGGUCUCUCUGGGUCAGAACUACUUCCUGAAACCUUGAACAGAUUUAAAAUGUAAAUCUUUUUGGUGCUAGAUUCUUGCCAUUUUUGGUUUGUAGUAAAAGUUGGCCAUUACCUCUU
This is a messenger RNA of Benincasa hispida (wax gourd), 2274 nucleotides long. RefSeq lists its product as uncharacterized. Gene Ontology annotation, biological process: spliceosomal complex assembly; regulation of mRNA processing; peptidyl-serine phosphorylation. Gene Ontology annotation, molecular function: protein serine/threonine kinase activity; ATP binding. The record is from RefSeq and is a predicted model, not a curated record. Lineage: Eukaryota; Viridiplantae; Streptophyta; Magnoliopsida; Cucurbitales; Cucurbitaceae.